AAGAGCUUUGCCGACACUCUGAUCGGCAUGCUGAACAACAUGAAAUGCUUCGGGCCAGCCGAAGCCACGCAGAUUAUCGACGCCUUGAGGGGUGAGCCAUGCGGCGAAGAUCAGACCAAGAGGAUGAUGUCAAUCGUCGACAGCAAGGUCGCCAAGGGCAGUGGCCCCGCCAAGCCAGAAGGCUCCGCGAACAAGCAAUUGCUUAAAGAGUGGUGGUCGUACUUGACGUCGUCUGACUGGGUUGUAAUCAAUGACCCCAAGAUUUCGCUGAAUCGCAAGAUGACGACCUUGGUCGAACGCGGCGUGGCGGUUGGUUGCACUGAGCCUAGUGAGCAGACGUACAAGUGGGGAUUAGCAACGUUGCUUGUGACGCAUUACGACGCCCCACCCGAGCCGAGGAAGGUGCACAGCAUCUUAGGGGAUUUGAAGGUGUCGUUCAAGACAGAGAAAAAGGACUUCGGCUUUGACCGCAUCAUGGAAUAUCCAGCUUCGCCAUCCGAGCUUCCACCCGACAUCGUCAAUGCCGCCUACCCUGGGGAUGACCAGCCGACCAAGAUCGAGCUUAAAGGCAUAAACGCAAUCGCGGACAAGAUCUCGCUACGCUCCAACAGAGGUGCGCUCGUUGCAUCACCGAACGACCCGAUCGAGAUGGGAUUGUUUUACGAAUACCAGCAGACAUUGCUCGAGUACCGCAAAGGGAAAAGCCAG
Molecule: messenger RNA, 708 nt
Organism: Prorocentrum cordatum
Lineage: Eukaryota; Dinophyceae; Prorocentrales; Prorocentraceae
Source: the annotation of a GenBank genome assembly